Messenger RNA from Spodoptera littoralis (African cotton leafworm), 3573 nucleotides. The record is from the annotation of a GenBank genome assembly. NCBI's taxonomy places the organism in Eukaryota, Metazoa, Arthropoda, Insecta, Lepidoptera, Noctuidae.
AUGGCGGAAAUAGUGUACCCGCAAGGCUGCCGUCCAAUCACCGAUGACCUCGGUCCAGAUGAACUUGUCAGGAGACUUAAGGUCUUAGCCCACACAUUACAAGGUCUCGGCCAAGAUGAAGGUAUGUACCAGCAGUACAUACCGCUGGCGCUGCACCUGGCCGACGAGUUCUUCCUCACACAUCCCUCCAGAGAUGUCCAGCUGCUCAUCGCAUGCUGCAUCGCUGAUGUACUCCGAGUCUACGCGCCGGAGGCACCCUACAAAGACCAGGAACAGGUGAAGACAAUAUUCCUGUUCCUGAUCAACCAGUUGAAUGGUCUCCGCGACCCAAAGGACCCGGCGUUCAAACGCUACUUCUAUUUGCUGGAGAACCUGGCGUACGUCAAGUCUUUCAACAUGUGCUUCGAGUUGGAAGACUGCCAGGAGAUCUUCUGCGCUCUCUUCUCGCUUAUGUUCAAGAUUGUUAACACGGAACAUUCCACAAAAGUGAAAUCCUUCAUGCUGGAUGUCCUAUGUCCUCUGAUCACGGAGUCGGACGUGGUCUCCAACGAACUACUCAACGUCAUCCUCAUGAACCUGGUGGAGCCGAACAAACGCGACCACAAAUACGCGUACUCACUCGCUAAGGAACUAAUCGUCAAAACCAGUGAAACACUUGAACCUUAUAUUCAAGCUUUCUUCAACCACGUUCUAAUUCUCGGCAAAGAAGAAAAGAAUCUUCUUAUAUACUCAAAAGUGUACGAGCUUAUCUACGAAUUAUAUCAAUGCUGCCCCUCCCUACUAUUGUCAGUACUACCGCAGUUGGAGUGCAAGUUAAAGUCCGCACAGUUCCCAGAGAGACUCAGCGGUGUAGCACUUCUUGCUAGAAUGUUCUCUGAACCAGGCUCAGAACUAGCCAAACAGUACCCCGCUCUAUGGCGAGCCUUCCUCGGCAGGUUUAACGACAUCUCAGUACCAAUCAGAAUCAAAUGCGUGCAAUACUGCAUGCACUUCCUAGUACACCAUCCAGACUUGAGGAAAGACAUAACAGAGACAUUAAAACUAAGACAACACGACGCACACGAACAAGUGCGUUACGAGGUCGUCAUGGCCAUCAUAGCGACUGCACAGAGGGACUUCCAAGCCGUCGCCGAGUCCGAAGACCUCCUCCACUUCGUCCGCGAAAGAACGCUAGACAAGAAAUUCAAAAUUCGAAAAGAAGCCAUGUCCGGCCUAGCACUCAUCUACAAGAAGUUUUUAACAGAAGAGAGCGUACCACCGGCCACAGAGAAAGCAGUCCAAUGGAUCAAAGACAAAAUCCUGCAUGGUUACUAUAUGACAGCUUUAGAAGACAGACUCCUUGUUGAGCGUCUGUUAAACACAUCCCUCGUUCCAUACACAUUGCCGGCUCCGAUCCGUAUGAAGAAACUAUUUUAUUUAAUGUCAAACGUAGACGAUAAUGCGACAAAAGCCUUCAUAGAACUACAGAAACAUCAGUUGGUAGUUCGACGUACAGUGGGCGAAUGGAUAGAACUCCACAGAAAGCCACCGACACCGGCUGUACAAAAGGAGAUGAUAGCUAAAGUUUUACACAUAAGUUCGAAGUUCUUGCCGGAGUCGGUGAAGUCGCAAGAGUUCUUGAACAAGUUCUCUCAGCACAUGAAACAGGCGCCCGAGCUGCUGCAAGGGAUGGAGACCAUACUAAACCCUAACGUCAGCUGCGAAGUCUGCGUCCGUACUACUUCAAACGUACUCAAGAAGCUCGGUCAGCCAGUAAUGACGAACCUAUACUACAACACAGUGAAGAUGUUGCUGGAGCGAGUGAGCUCCGUGAUGAUAGACCACGAGUCUUUGCUGAUACUGGUCGGGUACGUCGAGGCCACCGUCAAGGGAACCGACGCUUCUAUGGCCGAGGAGUGUGGUAUUGACGAGAAGAAAGCAGCAGAGCGUGGUCUCAAGUUGCUGGUGAUGCUAUCCUUCGUGUUCCCCUCCCACUUCCUCCACGAAGAUAUCCUGAACCGCCUCACGUCUCUACUGGAGUUAGAUGACGAGUCCAUCGCGCCCCAUAUACUAGCCGCACUCACCUUCCUAGGAAAAUAUAGGCCGCUUAGUGAAGCUUGUCCCGCUUUAUUCCCGCGCCUGAUCACUCUGUGCAAAGCAUACGCCGAGGUCGGCACGCCCAAACAAGCCAAGAACGCCGUCAGAUGUCUAUUCGUGAACGUGCCAGAGCAAAGGACGCAGAUAUUCACGGAAAUCCUGGAGACACUGAAGUCGACCCUGUCGCCGCACUCCGAGCACUACCGCACCGCCAUCGUCACGCUCGGACACAUCGCGCACAACCUGCCCGAUAACUUCCCCGUACACAUCAAGAAUAUUGUCUCCAGAAAGAUUGUAAAAGAGCUGCUAGUCCGCGAGGGCGGGUCCAGUACAUCAGUACCUGAUGAACCGUGGUGUUCCGAGGAGGACCUGCCUGAGGAGACGCGCUGCAAACUGGAAGGUCUCAAAUGUAUGGCGCGCUGGUUGCUAGGGCUGAAGAAGGAUGAACUCUCCGCACAGAAGACCUUCAGAAUGUUGAACGCUUUUAUCGUACACAAAGGAGACUUGUUACAGCAAAAUCGUCUAUCAAAAGCGGAGAUGGCGCACCUCCGCCUGGCCGCGGGCGCCGCCAUGUUGAAGAUAUGUGAACAGAAGGGAGUGGGAGACCAGUUCACUGCAGAACAGUUCUAUAACCUCUCACAUUUGAUGGUGGAUGAUGUACCACAAGUCAGAGAAGCCUUUGCCACGAAAUUACACAAGGGAUUAUCAAAGGGUAUCCCGAACAAGUGCCUCCCACUAGACUUCAUGGGUAUGUACGCCCUGGCGGGGCGCGAGCCGGAGCGCCGCGUGCGGAGUCUGGUCCGCCAGUACAUGCUCGCCGACGUAGUGCGGCGCAGGGAGUACGUCAGGAACAUCACUGUAGGGACCAAGGUGGAGCGCGCCGUGAGCCAGCUGCCGCACAUCCUGCCGGACUACAUGCUGGUGUUCGCGGUGCCCAUACUCACGCACGACCCCAGCUUCACUGCAUACGACAACGUCGCGCAACUCAAGGUGAUAAAGAACUGCCUCUGGUUCAUCCUGGAGCCUCUGAUCACGCGCAAUGACUUCUACUGCUACGGGUUUACAAGAGUCUCGUCGAACGCAUGAAGCUGCACAAGGACGCGCUCUGUGAGACUGACGAUGCUGUUAAUUAUAAACUGUGGGCGGUAUGUGACCUGGCGAUGUCAGUGAUCUGGGCGCGGUCGCAGAACUUCGAGUUGCGCGAGUUCCCGUCGGACGCGCGCAUCCCGCGGAUGUACUUCGCGCCGCAGUCGGAGUACUUCGUCAACACGCGCGUCUUCCUGCCGCCCGAACUACAGUUCCAACCCAAGAAACAAGCGGCAGGCGAGCCAAACGUCCCUCGGACCAAGAAGUCCGCGCCCCAUCACUGAACGAGAGAACACCAAUGACGUUGAGCCCUCAGAAGCGUCAGACACACAGAUACAACUGCCAGGCCUAGAGAAUCCACCUGAAACGGAAUUAGAAGAGCCUCAAGCAAAGCGCGCGGUCAGCGACUGA